AUGGACGCGACGCGCGCCAUCCUGCAGCAGUGCGAGCGGUCCAAGACGGUGAGGCGUGUCAUCCACACGGGCUCCGUUGUCACGGCCUCGCCGCUCCGGGAGGACGGCGACGGGUACAAAGAGUUCGUGAGCGAAUCCUGCUGGACCUCACUCGGCCUGCCCUACGACCACAGCAACGAACACCUGGACGCUUAUGUAUCCUCGAAGACCAUCUCUGAGAAGGAAUUACUCAAGUACAACGAUGACUUCUUCGAGGGCAGAGUGCUCGACGUUGUUGUCUUGGCCCUCCUCGGCUUCGUACCACUGGUGCACGUCGACGACGUCUGCGAGGCACACGUCUUCUGCAUGGAGAAAUCGUCUGAUGUUGUUGGUGGCCGAUACCUUUGCACCACCGCGCACACCAACAUGCAUGACAUCUUGGAGCACUACGUCCGCAGGCACCCCGAACUCGAGCGGAUCAAAGAAGUGGUGGGAGAGGGAGUGAGAGUGCAGGCUAACACAAACAAGCUUGUGGAGCUGGGGUUCAAGUAUAAGUAUGGAGCAGAGGAGGUGCUUGAUGGAAGCGUGGAUUGCGGGAAGAGGUUGGGAUUGUUGUAA
Messenger RNA from Triticum turgidum subsp. durum (durum wheat), 597 nucleotides. The record is from the annotation of a GenBank genome assembly. Lineage: Eukaryota; Viridiplantae; Streptophyta; Magnoliopsida; Poales; Poaceae.